Messenger RNA from Seminavis robusta, 1984 nucleotides. The record is from the annotation of a GenBank genome assembly. Lineage: Eukaryota; Bacillariophyta; Bacillariophyceae; Naviculales; Naviculaceae.
GGCACGCGCAAUAUUAUUGUGGCCGCACGCGCAAUAUUAUUGCGGCUGGCGCUUUUCUCGAUCGAAAUCAAUUGACAUGAGCAUGGACAGUGGUGGAGCCAUCGCCACACUUCGCUUGGUUUCGUGGUGCUUGCUUGUCUCGUUCUCUCGUCUUCUAUUCGUGUCCUCUUGUUGUCUCCCUCGGCAACAGCUUCUGGGCAGUGAUUUCCUACCGUGCUUUCAUUUCCAACACCCUCCAAGACGAUGAGUUCCAGUUUGAGUACCUAUGGUGCCUCGGUGCCCAUGCUCUACAGCACUCACGAAGUGCGAGAGCGUCGCUCUGUAAGGCAUUGGAUUGAGAAGGACGCGCUCAAGAGUCUUCAACACAUGGAGCAGCAACAACAAGACCAACCUAAAGAACAGCCAGACCAACAGCCUCCAUCAGUUCCCCAGGUCGGUCCGCCGUUGGAAAUUGGAUUGCGAAAGGCCAUUGUUGUUGGUUUCUCGGGAGGUUGGACGGCUGCUGGAAUCAACCUGACUUUUGGCCGCUACACUACCAACCCAUACCCCAGCAUUACCAUUUCCGAUGGAAAGCAUGAAGUCAAGGCCUACUUGACAGCCGAAUCGUCUCAAUCAUCUGCAUUUUGGGCAAGACCCACACUCUCCGUUGGAUCCAUGAUUCAAAUUGAAAAGGCAGACUUUGUACUGGAAUCCACUCUGCUUCCUCCUCCACCCGAAACAACCGAUGCAGGAAGCAGCACCAAACCUGAUGACGCGUACGUGCUGGCUGUGCGUUCCAGUAUUCAGCAUAUAGACCGGAAACCUGUCUUGGAUUUGAACAAAUCUAACAAAUUGAAGCAAUGGUUCAAUCGAAAGGCGGCAUCUACAGAUCCACCAGAACAACCCAUGGAACCAGCUCAGAUGGGAUCGACGGAACAGGCGGGAGAGGAAAAAGACGACAAUGCCGGGGAGAAUGAUGAUGACGACUCCACGAGCAGUGAUUCUUCCACUGAAAGUGAACACAGCUCCGCAGAAGGAGAAACAGAGGGUGGCGGAUCGAAGAAGGAACCAACAGAUGAUGACAGUCCAGCAAAGGCUGUCCGAAGACGCAAACACAAGCGAACGUUGAUUGCAAGCGGCGUCCCGGAACCUUCCCCACAGCGCCGUCCGCCACCUGCCAAGAAGCAGUAUGUGCAGGCAGGACGUGGAAGACCCUCCAAGUUGUCUUGGGAAGAGAAAGUGAACCACUUGAUCGCGUACAAAGCGGAGCACUCUCACUGCAAUGCGCCAGUUGGAUGCAAACAAGGGGAAUUUGCUCUGGGAAGUUGGAUCAACCAACUAAGGAUGGGUAAAGGAUCCUUAAGCGAAGAACAGAAGAAAGAGCUUGACGACCUAGGUUUCAUCUGGGAUAUGGCAGAGCACAACUGGCAACGAAAUUUUCAAGCGUUGUGGAUUUCAAAAACGAAAAUGGCCACACCUGUGUGCCAAUCUCCUACAAGGAUGAUGCAGGAAACUUGGGAACCUGGGUCUACAAUCAACGUCGAGCAAAGCGUUCCGGCAAGCUGCUCGCUGAGCGUCAGAAGAAACUCACUCAACUUGGGUUUGAGUGGGAAGUCAGAGUGCGUAUUACAGUAUAGCCAGUGAUCAAAAGGGCGAUGUUUGGUUUGUCAUGUAUUUCUAACUUGCUUUCUUCGUUCAACUGUUGCUUCAACUGUUCUGACAGCGUGGUAAGCGGGCUUCAUCAUAAAGAUCUGAGCAUAGGAACCCGCCUGGUGAAGCAUUUGCUGGUUGCCACUGCUUGUGGAUGUUUGGAAGCUAUGUUGGACAUGGCGGCAUAGGCAGAUGGUGGUUUGGAGCAGUUGUCUGAUUCAACGAUCACCAAGGGGUGCUAUCAGCCACAAAUACAGCGUUGACUACCGGUAUCCAGCGCCAGCUGGGGGUGCUAGCUAGUAGCAAGAAGCAGCAGACAUAGUUAAGCUAUCUACUAGUUGCCACUCAUCUGUCU